Molecule: messenger RNA, 1354 nt
Organism: Pocillopora damicornis (cauliflower coral)
Lineage: Eukaryota; Metazoa; Cnidaria; Anthozoa; Scleractinia; Pocilloporidae
Product: U3 small nucleolar ribonucleoprotein IMP4
Biological process (GO): rRNA processing
Cellular component (GO): nucleolus; small-subunit processome; Mpp10 complex
Molecular function (GO): snoRNA binding; rRNA primary transcript binding
Source: RefSeq, a predicted model, not a curated record
GUCCAUUCAAGCAACCCUAGCAACUAGGCUAGAGUCACGCAAAAUCUGACAUUGUAAAAGAAAAACAUAUAAACACAAGAGCAAAACAUUCGUGAAAUCAUGAAUUUUUUAGGAAGCAAAUCGGUUAAAGAGAAAAAAAAACCAAAACCAAACAAAAAUCAGGGAAUGUCCAUUCUGGCCUGGCUGCUAAGCGGUAAUUUAUCCGCGCGUUCCUGGAGACGAACAAGAUCUAAGAUGUUAAGGAGACAGGCAAGGCUCAGGAGAGAAUACCUUUAUCGAAAGUCCACCGAGGACAAGGAACGAGUGACUUAUGAGAGAAAGAAAAAGUUGAAGACUGCUUUGGAAGAGGGAAAGCCAAUUCCAACAGAGUUGAGGAAGGAUGAAGCUGCACUAAGAAAGGCCAUUGAAUUUGAUGAUAAGAAACAUGAAGAGACUGGCUCUCACCAGGAUGACGAAUAUGCCUGGGCGGGAGUGCGAGAUCCCAAGAUAAUGAUAACAACAUCUCACAGCCCAAGCUCAAGGCUGAAACAGUUUGCUAAGGAACUACGAUUAAUUUUUCCUAACAGUCAGCGAUUGAAUCGUGGUAACUAUGUGAUGAGUCAACUGAUUCAGGCUUGUAGAGCUAAUGAAGUUACAGACUUAAUAUUGGUUCAUGAGCACAGAGGAGAACCAGAUGGUCUGGUUGUUUCCCAUCUCCCAUUUGGUCCCACGGCUUAUUUCACCUUAUCAAACACAGUCAUGAGACAUGAUAUUCCUAAAAUUGGCACCAUGUCAGAGGCAUACCCGCAUUUGAUUUUUCAUAACUUCAAUUCGAAACUUGGAGAAAGGGUCAAAAGUAUUCUAAAGUAUUUAUAUCCAGUUCCUAAAGACGAGAGCAAAAGAGUGAUCACAUUUGCAAACCAGGAAGACUAUAUCUCAUUCAGGCACCACACAUACAAGAAAGUCGAUGGACAGGUUGAAUUAGCAGAAGUAGGGCCACGAUUUGAAAUGAAAGUUUAUGAAAUCAAGCUUGGAACAGUUGAUCAGAAUGAAGCUGAUGUGGAGUGGAGGCUACGACCCUACAUGAACACAUCCAAGAAGAGAAAAGUGCUUAGUAGCUAGACAGACUGGACUUUAGGUAAUUAGAGAAGAUAGGUGAUAAUGUUAGAAAACACAAAAACUCAAUUGUUGAUUUACAUGUACAGCCAUGAAUAGGAUCAUUUCUUUUGAAUAUCUGUUUUCUUUAUUUUACAACUGUUUUACUAUGUGACUCCUUAACCCCCAAGAGAGGCUGGCUUCCAAUUUCUCCCUACAUUAUAACCCCUAAUAUAUCACCCCCACAAUAUCCGAAUAAAGGAAACGAUCCUCAACUGAA